UUGCAGCCUUCUGAAGCGCUUUGACGUCUCUGAAGGGCUUUGUGUUCCAAACUAAAUGGAAGCGCUUCGUAGUCCCGGAAGCGCUUUGACAUCUCCGAAGUAGCGCCAUGCAAACUGGAGCUCUGGGUGAUCGCGGAAGCACGCUGUGGGCUUGAAAGUCGAACCGGAGCCUUUGGCAAAUCUUGGAUCGUUCUGACUUCUCCGAAGCGCUUUGGAAUCGCAAGCAGUCGAAGCGCUUUGGCAUCUCUGGAACCGUGAGAACUGUGAUGGGCAGUGGAAAGAAGGGGGAAAGGUGCCCAUGGCGUCGGAGCGGCGCAAGGUCAAGUACCACUGGAGCAGCACUUCGGGAGGGUGUCCCCGCAAGCGCAGCUGCCCCCGGGAGCCCGGUGAUGUGGCCCCCGCCCGCCGGUCCGCUCACAGCUCCGCGUCGCGUUCGGGAGGGGCUGGCAGCCCCAAGCGCCUGAAAGCCCAGCACGAGGACGAUGUGGCCCGCGCGCCGCGGCUGUCCCGGGGCUCAUCCCGCCGCGGAAAUUCCUCCUCCUCCUCCCAUUCGUCUGGCCCAGGCGUGGGCGGGGCUGCCUCCCAAGGCGGCCUGAUUCGGAGCACACAGGGGUUCCUUUCGUCGAGGGAACCCCUUCCGCGCCCUGCCAACCCCUCGCUAGAAGAGAUGGCUUCUCUCGAGGAGGGAGCCUGCAGCCUUAAGGUUGAUUCCAAAGAUAGUUCUCGUAAUUCCAUGAACUCUGAAUUUGCAGCUGAAGCUGAAGGUCAGAAUGAUGCGACUGAGGAACCAAACAAGGUCCAGAAAAGGAAGAGGGAUAGACUUCGAGACCAAGGCUCUACAGUCAUCUACCUGAAGGCUCUCCAGGGCAUUCUGGGAAAGUCAAUGCCUAAAAGGAAGGGAGAGGCUACCUCUAGGGCAAAACCAAGCACAGGAGAGCCUCCCAGCCGCAGAGAAGGACCAGCCAGGAGUGUCACUGUGUCUGCUCCUCAGAAAGAGAGAGAGUCAGCCCCAGAAGUCAGAGCAGAGGAGAAAAAGCCUGUUCUGGAGGAGAGCAGCUUCUGCGACAGGAGAGUGGUGAUAGACCCUCAGGAGAAACCCAGAGAGGAGCCACCUGGGGACCGAAGGACAGUCAUUGACAAGUGCUCUCCACCCCUAGAGUUUUUGGAUGACUCUGACUCUCAUUUAGAAAGCCAAAAGCCUAAAGAAAGGGAGGUGGUGAUAGAGCACACCUCUUCAGGAAGUGACUGGUCCGAUGUGGAUGAGAUCUCCACGGUCAGAUUCUCUCAGGAGGAGCCUGUCUCGCUGAAACUCCCAGCAGUUCCAGAGCCUUCUACCUUCCCCACUGACUAUGUCAUGUACCCAGCUCAUUUGUACAGUAGUCCUUGGUGUGACUACGCCAGCUUUUGGACCAGCAGUCCCAAGCCUUCUAGCUACCCCUCCGCGGGUGGCAGCAGCAGCAGCAAUGACACAUCGCAGGCUGGGAGGAGUAGCCGGGGCUUCCUGAGUGAUUAUUCUCCCAACUCUACGGUGAGCUCCCAAAACACCUCCAGAGACUUGGAGGCGACAGAGGAGGGCAGAUCCCAGAAUUCUCGUUCAUUUCGUUUCUCCAGGAGCUCGGAAGAAGAGGUGAAGGAGAGAAGGACUUUCCAGGAGGAGAUGCCACCACGUCCUUGCGGAGGACGUGCAUCUAGCUCCCUGCCAAGGAGCCAUCGGGAGCCAAGCCUAGAGGAGGGUUUCAUCGAUACCCAUUGUCACUUGGACAUGCUCUAUUCCAAGUUGUCUUUCAAAGGGACCUUUACCAAGUUCAGAAAAAUUUAUAGCAGCUCCUUCCCUAAGGAAUUUCAGGGCUGCAUCUCUGACUUCUGUGAUCCUCGGACACUGACAGAUUGCCUGUGGGAGGAGCUGCUGAAAGAGGAUCUGGUUUGGGGGGCCUUUGGCUGUCACCCUCAUUUUGCACGUUACUACAGUGACAUUCAAGAAAGAAAUCUUUUGCAAGCCUUAAGGCACCCCAAAGCUGUGGCAUUUGGGGAAAUGGGCUUGGAUUACUCUUACAAGUGCACCACGCCUGUCCCAGAGCAGCACAAGGUGUUUGAGAGACAGCUGCAGCUGGCCGUGUCUCUAAAGAAGCCCUUGGUGAUCCACUGCCGAGAAGCUGACGAAGAUCUGCUGGACAUCAUGAAAAAAUUUGUGCCCUCGGACUACAAGAUCCAUAGGCAUUGCUUCACCGGCAGCUACCCGGUCAUCGAGCCCCUGUUGAAACACUUCCCCAACAUGUCUGUGGGCUUCACGGCAGUACUGACUUACUCCUCUGCCUGGGAGGCCCGGGAAGCUCUGAAACAGAUCCCACUGGAGAGAAUCAUCGUGGAAACUGAUGCUCCCUACUUCCUGCCUCGACAGGUUCCCAGAAGCCUCUGCCAGUAUGCCCACCCAGGCCUGGCCUUGCAUACGGUUCGAGAGAUUGCCAGGGUCAAAGAUCAGCCGCUCUCCCGUACUUUGGCCACUCUGCGUGAGAACACCAGUCGCCUCUACAACCUUUAAGCAGAGAGGGUGCAGUCAGGAGUCUCCCAGAAAAGGACGACCAGCAGCCUGACGGAACAUAGGCUGGCUUUGACCUCUGCCUGUGUCCCGGGUCAAGGAUGUGUUUGGAGAGCCCAUUGGAGUGGAGAAAACCAGGCAGGAUGUUUUCCUUGAAACCUCAUCAUAAGGCUUCUGCUUCCAGCUGGGGGGUGGUGUGGGGUGGGGUGCAGUAGAGGGGGAUUAGGGCUGGGUUUUGCCUCCUGGCCACAGUGCUCCAGGACAGUCAGUGAAGGAGAAAGUGGCUGAUAUAAGGGUGCAACAAGUUUGCUAAUCCACAUCCCUCUUUUCUGCAGCCUGUGUUUUUAACAGUCUGUGAAUAAAGUCCCCCUCCUACUCGUCUAAGCAUAUGUGGGCGUGUAACUCGGUUCCUGGUUCUCAGUUCUAAAAAUGAACUCCUAAGUGGGAAAUCUCUGGGGGACAUUCACUGGAGACUUGUCUCAGAGGUUUAUUUUCCUGCAACCCAUGAAGUCAUCCCCCUUCCUUCCCUGGAUAACUCUUCAAUUUGGCUGUCACUGUUGCUGCAUCAGCACAGGCGAAAGGACCUUGGCUGCUGGUCUCACUGGUUCCACUGCCAUCAAUAUGGAGGGGCAGAGGAGUGAUGGUUGUCCAGGGAAAGUCCUGGCAGAUGGCGAUCCUGACAGAUUGGGGGACUCAAGGAAGAGGACUUCUUGAGGAAGAGGACCCC
Molecule: messenger RNA, 3263 nt
Organism: Ceratotherium simum simum (southern white rhinoceros)
Lineage: Eukaryota; Metazoa; Chordata; Mammalia; Perissodactyla; Rhinocerotidae
Gene: TATDN2
Product: TatD DNase domain containing 2
Molecular function (GO): hydrolase activity, acting on ester bonds
Source: RefSeq, a predicted model, not a curated record